GCACUAUCAUUGGCGUUUUAACUGUGGACGGUUGCUACUCGCACUUGCUGGCGGAUUAACGGCAUAUAGAUAUAUAUAUAUUUAUAUAUAUACCACUAUAUCUGGAGCUAUUAUGUACAAGUCUGCGUAGAGGGAGAGCGUUUGAAGGCGAAAGAAAAUCCAUUCUUAACAAAUCUAGCGCAAAUCUUAACAAAAUACUGUUACAAAACAUUAAAAAAAAACAAAAAAAUGAUGUACCAAAGCAGUUGAUUAAGAAAAAAACAACAAAAAUUAAACACCAAAAUAUAUAUAAUUAAAAAUAUAUAGUACAUUAAUAACCAAUAAGCGUUAACCUAAACUUAAUCCAUAACAUAAAAGGAACUGCACCUAACAAAUUGUUUAAAAGAACUCGCUUCAUAGAUAAAACACCCUUGUACGACCCGAGUGACAAGACGAAUAAAUAAAUCCAAGUUAAAGCAAAAGCGGAAAAAGCACUAAAAUGGCCGAUAAAAAAAUUGGUGAAUACUACGCACCGCCGGUAAAAAUGGGAAAGUGGGAGGGUUUCAAAAAAUUCCUAUGGAACAGUGAAACUAGCCAAUGCCUUGGACGUACCGGUUCCAGUUGGGCAAAAAUUCUUCUGUUCUACAUAAUAUUUUAUGCGGCGUUAACCGGAUUCUUUGCUGCCAUUUUUACGGUAUUUUAUCAAACGCUGGACAAUGAAAAGCCAAAAUGGAUGCUUGAUAAUGGUUUGAUUGGAUCCAACCCAGGUCUCGGCUUCCGACCAAUGCCCCCAGAAGCGAAUGUUGAGAGCACAUUAGUUUGGUACGAAUCGUCUAAGAAGGACAACUACAAAUACUGGGUAGACGAGACCUCUCGUUUCCUGAAAUAUCACACUUACGAGGAUCUUGAGAAGCAGAAUCAAGUAAAUUGCAGCUUCGAGCAGCCUCCAAAGGAAGACAAAGUCUGCGGCAUUGAGGUAUCCAGCUUCGCACCAUGUACAGCUGAAAACAACUUUGGCUAUAACGUGGCCAGGCCCUGUAUAUUCCUAAAGUUGAACAAGAUUUACAAUUGGAUACCAGAAAUUUACAAUGAUUCGAAAACCUUACCAGAUCAUAUGCCGGAGGAACUGAAGCAGCACAUUAAAGAAAAGCAAAGCCUUCGGCCCAAUGAAACAAAUGUAGUUUGGGUCUCCUGUGAGGGUGAAAAUCCCGCCGAUGUCGAGAACAUUAAAGCACGUGAUUACUAUCCACGCAUGGGUUUCCCUCGUUACUACUUUCCCUUCAAAAAUAUUCAGGGAUACAUACCGCCCAUUGUUGCUGUUCAAUUCACCGUUGAAACCGGCGUUUUGAUCAACAUUGAAUGUAAAGCUUGGGCCCGUAACAUCAACCACGACCGUUCAGACAGAAGAGGAUCCGUUCACUUCGAGUUGAUGGUUGAUUAAGAAACACGUUAUGAAAAUGACAACGGUGAGAAGGGAUCGGCAGAUCGGCAGUAUCAAAGCAGCGGAUAUCGCGAAAUCGAAGAGAAAUUGAAGUAAAAGAAAAGAAAGAAGUAUAGAAACAAAAGAGCAACAAAACCCACAAGCAAAAUAGAAACAAGAAAAGUGUAGCAAUGCAUAAACAAUUAGUUAUUGCAAGAAAAAACAUGCGAGAUACAGCAGCAACCAAAGACAAAAUUAAAAAAGAAGCUACCAGAACAAAAUGAAAAACAUAAAAAUUACAAAAACUAGCCCUAUAAAGCAAAAUAAAAAGCUAAAGAAAAUAAAAACUUACCCAACGCUAAAUAAAGAACACCCCACACAAAAUCACACAAACACCUUAUUUUUAGGACAGUUUUAUUUAGUUCAUAAUUUAGACAACAAGCAUAUUAGUUCAGAAAUAAACUUUUAAAACAAAAA
Messenger RNA from Drosophila eugracilis, 1876 nucleotides. RefSeq names its product sodium/potassium-transporting ATPase subunit beta-2 (gene nrv3). The transcript has 9 exons. Bases 479 to 1420 code for a protein of 313 amino acids. Lineage: Eukaryota; Metazoa; Arthropoda; Insecta; Diptera; Drosophilidae. The record is from RefSeq and is a predicted model, not a curated record. Gene Ontology annotation, cellular component: sodium:potassium-exchanging ATPase complex. Gene Ontology annotation, biological process: sodium ion export across plasma membrane; intracellular sodium ion homeostasis; potassium ion import across plasma membrane. Gene Ontology annotation, molecular function: ATPase activator activity.